Dromaius novaehollandiae (emu) is the source of this 3381-nucleotide messenger RNA. RefSeq names its product WAP, follistatin/kazal, immunoglobulin, kunitz and netrin domain containing 1 (gene WFIKKN1). Gene Ontology annotation, biological process: transforming growth factor beta receptor signaling pathway. Bases 1311 to 3041 code for a protein of 576 amino acids. Gene Ontology annotation, molecular function: serine-type endopeptidase inhibitor activity; transforming growth factor beta binding; receptor antagonist activity. Gene Ontology annotation, cellular component: extracellular region. The transcript has 2 exons. The record is from RefSeq and is a predicted model, not a curated record. Lineage: Eukaryota; Metazoa; Chordata; Aves; Casuariiformes; Dromaiidae.
CCGUGGGCUGCUGGGCACAGGACCCGGCAUCCAGCUGCGCUGCAGUGGGGCUGCAGAGAGGUCUCGGGGAUGCUUCACUUCGCAGUGCGCCCAGCCUGAACACCUGGCAUGCCGCUUCCAUGGCCUUCCCUGAGCUGGAGGUUGGGAAGGCUCCUGGGUGCCUUGCUCUGGGCCACGGGGCUGCUGCGGGGCUGUGAAGGCAGCAGGCUCUUUGCAAGCCUGCUGCCAUGAGGAGAAGGCAGGGUUGCAGGGUGGAGGGCCUCCCAGGGCAGCCUUGUCCCUGGGAGCUUUGGCAUCCCUCCCUGCAGAGCGUCCACCGGGCAAGCUCAGCAUCCAGCCCGACCCUAAGGACUGGCAAUUAAACCAAAAGAAGCCAAGAUGGGCAUGCACGAGGGCCAAGCCUGUCUCACCACCACCGGGCCUGGCUAGCCAAGCCUGCUCCAAGGGGACAACAGGCUCUGGCUGUUUUCUCAUCCUGAAGGAAUUCGGCUCCAUGGGCCAGGCAUUUUUUUUUUCCCCUCCUUUCUCUCUCUCUCUCUUUGGAGACUUUCUGCAUUCUGCCUUUGAUCUUCCCCCUGUGUUUGCCCAGUCGAUCAGCUCAGACAGGGUUAGAGUCUGAGGUCAGCGCCUUUUCCAUUCCAAAUACCCAGAAACAUCAGUGAGAAGGGAGGGGAUUCAGAUUACAACCUUCCCGUCCUCCUCUUCCAACCCCCUGCCCCAGACGCGCACCAGCCCGGUCCUGCGCCGCUGCCCGCUCGCUCCGCUGGGCGCGCGGUGGUGCCUGCGGCAAGCCGAGGAGCUCCGCGCCAGCCGCUUGGUGCCCGCAUGGUCGCACCCUCCUUGCCUUGGCUCGCUGCUGAGCUGGGGGCUUAAGAAAACCUGAAGUCUGGGGUGCUCGGGAUGGACUGACUCGUUCCACAAGCACCUGGAGGAACUCUGUGGAGGGGGGGGUGGAUGAACUGCUCGUGUCACCCACCAACCUGGAGGCACACGCCUGGAGACCUCUCUGAGGACAGCACUGCUCCACGAUGCUGUUUCGAGCACUCUGAGACUUUCCGCCAGGCAAGCUCAGCAUCAGCAAUGGAUGGAGGUGCUGGGCAUCAUCUCUGGAGGCACAGCAUGCACUGGAUGUGCUAGCUCACAGAGGUUUGGACCGCAUCUCCUCCUCUUUGUCCCCUCACCUGCCUUUUCUUUUCCUCCUUCCCCACCUCCAUUCUGCAUGCGAUUUGUUUUGUGAGCCACUCAAGCCAGGCAAGGCUCUGCCAAGCAGGGAGCAGGCAGCCAGUGCCACAGGGCACCAGGGCAGCCAGAUGUCUUGCAGGAGCUUCAGCGGCCAGAGACUAAAAAAGCAAACAAGCGGGCUGCAGCUCGACGGGGCAGACCUGAUGCUAGUCGUGCUCGUCUUGCCUUUCCUGGCCACCGUGGCAGAAGGGCUGAGCCUGCAGCCGCUCAGGAUGCGGCACCUGGGCGUGUGCCCCAACCAGCUCAACCCCAACCUGUGGGUGGACGCGCAGAGCACCUGCGAGCGGGAGUGCCACACGGACCAGGACUGUGAGGGCUUUGAGAAGUGCUGCACCAAUGUCUGUGGGCUGCGGAGCUGCGUGGCAGCUCGCUUUGCUGAUGGAAGUCUCUCACCCCUGGAUCAAGCUCAAGAAGCCUCGUGCGAGAGCUUUGUGUGCACGCAGCAGGGCUCAGACUGCGACAUCUGGGAUGGGCAGCCCAUCUGCAAGUGCAAGGACCGGUGUGAGAAGGAGCCCAAUUUCACCUGCGCCUCGGAUGGCCUCACUUACUACAACAAGUGCUACAUGGACGCCGAGGCCUGCAUCCGGGGAAUCAGCCUCACGAUGGUGCCGUGCAAGUACAUUUUCACCUGGCCCAACACCAGCCCCGUGCCCCAGGAGACCACCGCUCGCCCCACGCCAGGGGCUGGCCCUGAGGUGCCCAUUCCCCCUGCCCUCUACAACAACCCCUUCCACCAGUCUGUCUACAUGGGUGGCACAGUCAGCUUCCACUGCGACGUCAGUGGGCGGCCCCGGCCCGACAUCACGUGGGAGAAGCAGAGCGACCAUGAGGAGAACUUCAUCAUGAGGCCAGAUCAGAUGUAUGGGAACGUGGUGAUCACCAACAUCGGGCAGCUGGUCAUCUACAAUGCCCAGUACGAGGACUCUGGCAUCUACACCUGCACUGCAAGGAACUCUGCUGGGCUUCUCCGGGCCGACUUCCCUCUCUCCGUCAUCAAACGAGAACCUGGCAGCGGGGAGCCGCGGCUGGGCAGCACCCAGCCCUUCCCCAACGCCGAGUGCCUCAAGGAGCCCGACAAGCGGGACUGCGAAGCCCAUGAGGUGCGCUGGCAUUUUGAUGCCAAGAAAGGCUCCUGCCUCACCUUCCGCUAUGGUGGCUGCGGGGCCAACCGGAACCACUUUGAGACGUAUGAGGAGUGCCGCUCGGCCUGCGUGAGCAACGCCGUCCACACCUGCCUCCUGCCCAUGGUGCAGGGCCCCUGUAAGAACUGGGAGGCCCGCUGGGCCUAUAACCAUCUCAUGAAGCAGUGCCAUUCCUUUGUCUAUGGUGGUUGCGAAGGCAACAACAACAACUUUGACAGCAAGGAGACCUGUGAGGAUGUCUGCCCCUUCCCUAAGAACCUGCAGUGCAAGACCUGCCGCCUGAAGAACAAGAUGGUGCUGAGUUUGUGCCGUAGUGACUUUGCCAUUGUAGGACGGCUCAUGGAGAUCAUCGAGGACCAGGACUCUGGCAUCGCCCGCUUUGCCCUCGAAGAUGUCCUCAAGGACGAGAAGAUGGGCCUCAAGUUCUUCAACAUCAAGUACUUGGAAGUGACCUUGACUGACAUGGACUGGAACUGCCCUUGCCCCAACAUGACCACAGACGAUGGCCCACUCAUCAUCAUGGGUGAGGUGCACGAUGGUAUGGCCAUGCUGGACCCCAGCAGCUAUGUCCGAGCAGCCAAUGACAAACGUGUGAAAAAAAUCUACGAGUUGAUCGAGAAGAAAACCUGUGAUCUCCUGAACAGGUUCCAGGACUAGGGGAGGGCAGGGGGCAGCAGGGACACAUAGACAUGAGGGCAGGUGUCACCCCAGGCAGCCUCUCUGGCCAGCCACAUGCAGUGCCACAGACUGACCUCAAGAGGGGGAAGCAGUCUGGCAGAUCCCACAAACCAGUGUUUUUAUUUAGUAAUUAUUAUCAUUAUUUUGUAAUUCCCUCUCUUGCGCUGAGCUCUGGCCCAGCCCAUCUCCCUUGUAAUUUAUCUGUCUGUGUGCCCUCCCUGUGUACCCUUCCAGCCCAGAUACUAUCAAUAAAAGACUGGGUUAGGUUGGAGAGGGGUGAGAGGUCUUCCAGCCCCCGCAACCUUCCCACAGCACCAAA